Anguilla rostrata (American eel) is the source of this 2170-nucleotide messenger RNA. RefSeq names its product IK cytokine (gene ik). Bases 215 to 1849 code for a protein of 544 amino acids. The record is from RefSeq and is a predicted model, not a curated record. NCBI's taxonomy places the organism in Eukaryota, Metazoa, Chordata, Actinopteri, Anguilliformes, Anguillidae. Gene Ontology annotation, biological process: mRNA splicing, via spliceosome. Gene Ontology annotation, cellular component: nucleus. The transcript has 20 exons.
AUGUUCCCUGUCAUUUCCGGUUUACAAUCCAGGGCAUCGGGAUAGCUUUGCGUGUACAGAUAUCAAGAUAGAGAAUAGCCAUUGUAAAUAUUUUGAGAAGUCUGUCGUUUAAAGACUCUCCAUGAUUGUGUUAAUAGUAUCGUACGUCAUUUUAAACCAUUAACUGUGUAGCUAAAAUUUUUCUUUAUCAAAGAGAAGUUCCUACUGUUCCGAGAUGCCUGAGACCGAGCUAUAUUCCAAUCCGUUGGCACCGGAUAACCAUGAAGUGGAGGACCACCGCUCCGCUCUCCAAUCCAAGCUGACCAAUGAGGACUUCAGGAAGUUGUUGAUGACCCCGCGGGCCACACCAUCCUCGGCCCCGCCUUCCAAAUCCAGACAUCAUGAAAUGCCACGGGAAUACAAUGAGGAUGAGGACCCUGCUGCCCGCAGACGGAAGAAGAAAAGUUAUUACGCCAAGCUGCGGCAGCAGGAACUGGAGCGGGAGAGGGAGCUGGCGGAAAAGUACAGAGACCGCGCCCGCGAGCGUCGCGACGGGGUCAACAAGGACUACGAGGAGACGGAGCUCAUCAGCACCACCGCCAAUUACAGAGCUGUGGGGCCGACGGCCGAGGCAGACAAAUCCGCAGCGGAGAAGAGGCGGCAGCUGAUCCAGGAGUCCAAGUUCUUGGGUGGUGACAUGGAGCACACUCACUUGGUGAAAGGGUUGGACUUCGCCCUGCUGCAGAAGGUGAGGGCAGAAAUCACCAGCAAAGAGAAGGAAGAGGAGGACAUGAUGGAGAAGGUUCAAAAGGAAGUCAAGAAGGACGAAGAUCCAGAACAGAAGAUUGAGUUCAAGACCCGCCUGGGGAGGAACAUCUACCGCAUCCUGUUCAAGGGGCGUCAGUAUGAGCGGAACGAGCUCUUCCUGCCGGGGCGCAUGGCCUACGUGGUGGACCUGGAGGACGAGUACGCGGACACGGACAUCCCCACCACCCUCAUCCGCAGCAAGGCCGACUGCCCCACCAUGGAGGCCCAGACUACACUGACCACCAAUGACAUCGUCAUCAGCAAGCUGACACAGAUCCUGUCCUACCUGCGGCAGGGGACGCGCAACAAGAAGAUGAAGAAGAAGGAGAAAGGGAAACUCGAUGAGAAAAAGCCCCCUGAGGCUGAUUUGGGCAUCUUCGACGACAUCGGCGACUACAUCCCCUCCUCCUCCAAGGCCAUCCGGGAGAAGGAGAAAGAGAAGGAGAAGGAGCGCUACCGGGAGAGGGAGAGGGAGCGGGAGCGCGAGAGGGAGCGGGACAGGGAGGAGGAGAAGCGGCGGAGGAGCUAUUUCGAGAAGCCCCGAGCGGACGACGAGGCUUUGGAUAUUGAGAAAGGUCCAGCAUCAGUGAAGGACCAGAUCAAACUGAUCAACGAGAAGUUCGCGGGAGCAGCGGCUGCACAGUGGCAAGGCCAGGAGACGGCCGGCGUGCGGCGCGAGGAGAAGAAGCACGUGGGGGACUUCUUCGGCAUGUCCAACAGCUACGCCGAGUGCUACCCCGCCACGAUGGAUGACCUGGCUGUGGACAGCGAUGAGGAAGUGGACUACAGCAAAAUGGACCAGGGUAACAAGAAGGGCCCUCUAGGUCGCUGGGACUUUGACACGCAGGAGGAGUACAGUGACUACAUGAACAACAAGGAGGCGUUGCCCAAGGCUGCCUUCCAGUACGGGAUUAAGAUGUCCGAGGGGAGGAAGACGCGGCGCUUCAAGGAGACCAAUGAGAAGGCGGAGCUGGAUCGGCAGUGGAAGAAGAUCAGCGCGAUCAUCGAGAAGAGGAAGAAAAUGGAGGCAGAUGGGGUUGAAGUGAAGAGACCUAAAUACUGAAGAUCUAUUGUGCUAAUUUGUCCUUGUUUUACAUUUAACUUUUAAGAUAUUGACAUCUUUGCUAUGGCUGUUUGCCAAUAGAAUAUUUGAACUGCAAUACCUUGUAUGCUAUGUUUGAUUUAUGUUAGAAAAAAAGUAAGUCACGAUCCCUAAUAUCGUCUUACUUUUUAGUAUUAUUUUUUAGAAGAAAAAAAAUAUCUUGAUGUAAAGGAAAAUUAGAUAAAGGCUUUAAUUGGCUGUGUACGUGAAAUGCCUUUUCUGAAACCGAUGGAUGUUUGUGAUUGUAUGUGAGAUCCAAUAAAAUUCUUAUUAAUAAAACUA